Molecule: messenger RNA, 495 nt
Organism: Serpula lacrymans var. lacrymans S7.9
Lineage: Eukaryota; Fungi; Basidiomycota; Agaricomycetes; Boletales; Serpulaceae
Exons: 1
Coding region: 240-431 (63 amino acids)
Source: RefSeq, a predicted model, not a curated record
AGUAUUACAUCACCCAACGCAGUGACGAUCUGGAAGAACACGGUAGGCAUCGCGGGCAGCGCGUCGCCGUUCCAAUAGUCUCCUAUAAGCAAACCCUAUCGGCAGGAAGAUAAUCUGAUCUUGUAACAAAUAAAAUAAACAAAUAGUCGGAUGGUCAUUGUAUGUGAAAUUUGGGGACAAGGGAUCGACUGUAUGAGCCUGAGGAAACACACAGCGUUUGCGCAACCUUUACUUAUAAGAUGUUCGCCAGACUCCAAUCUGCCCUAGGCAUACCAUUUAGGAUGAAGAGUCUAGUUUUUGCGACCACCGACAGCCGAGAACUUGCGCAACAGUUGACUCUGCCCUCGGGAGCAAUACGAGAAGCUGAGGGAAGUUAUGCAGAAGACAGGUCUUCCCCGCUGGUAGUGCGUGUAUUGAAGGAUUUUGGCUGAGAAGAGGGAGUUGCGAAUCGGAAUUUUGACUUGUACGAAUGAGUAUAUCACGGAGAUGAGCUUU